Bemisia tabaci is the source of this 1936-nucleotide messenger RNA. It is a transcript of the gene byn, whose product is annotated as T-domain transcriptional activator brachyenteron. NCBI's taxonomy places the organism in Eukaryota, Metazoa, Arthropoda, Insecta, Hemiptera, Aleyrodidae. Gene Ontology annotation, cellular component: nucleus; chromatin. Gene Ontology annotation, biological process: regulation of transcription by RNA polymerase II; mesoderm formation; cell fate specification. The record is from RefSeq and is a predicted model, not a curated record. Gene Ontology annotation, molecular function: DNA-binding transcription factor activity, RNA polymerase II-specific; RNA polymerase II cis-regulatory region sequence-specific DNA binding.
CAGGAACGAGGUGCUAUCAAGUGCGACGAUCGAUCGUGUUGGCUCUUUCGCGGCGAGUCCAAACAAAGUGGUGUGAAAUAUGAUCAUCCAGAUAAAUUCUUGACACUUGCGUGCUUAUUAAUUCCCUUUCUCCUCCUCGGCAACGGGUGCAAAGAUUUCAUUUUAACUUGUUUGUGAAUUGUUAUUAAACCCCUGUGAAUGGAUCGGCCGGGCCCCGGAUCGUUGGAUGGAGGCGUUUUUUACGGUUAGGUGUCGAAAUUAUCUUCCCGGUGCGAGUGCGAGUCGGACUUAUUUCGUCGCUUUGUUUUUCUUUCUUCUUUCUCUCUCGUCUCAAAUUUCAAAGGGUGGAUUGGCGUGAUCUGGGUCAGAGAUGACGAACUCCCAGAGUCUGUCGACAGCGCCGGUCGAAUCGGACUUGAACGCCAACAGCUUAAAGGAUGAAGAAAGUUCCCUCGUCACAUUAGAAGAUCGCGAUUUAUGGAUUAAGUUUCAAAGUCUCACUAAUGAAAUGAUUGUCACCAAAAACGGCAGGCGCAUGUUCCCGGUAGUAAAAGUAAAUGUCAGAGGAUUAGACCAAAGUGCCAUGUAUACUGUGUUAUUAGAAUUUGUACAAAUUGAGCAGCAUAGGUGGAAAUAUGUCAAUGGCGAAUGGGUACCAGGUGGGAAAGCUGAGGCUGCGCCAAUGAACCCGAUUUACGUCCAUCCAGAAUCGCCAAAUUUCGGUGCCCACUGGAUGAAGGACUCCAUUUCAUUUGCCAAAGUCAAACUUACUAAUAAAACAAAUGGAUCUGGCCAGAUCAUGUUGAAUUCGCUGCAUAAGUACGAACCUAGGAUACACAUCGUCCAAGUAGGCUCUGAGCAAAGGAACAAAGUCACAUGUCCAUUCCCAGAGACCCAAUUUAUAGCUGUGACCGCAUACCAGAAUGAAGAGGUAACGUCUCUAAAAAUCAAGUACAAUCCAUUCGCAAAGGCCUUUUUAGAUGCUAAGGAAAGACCGUCGGAGAAUGCGUAUCAAAGAGAGACCAACACUUCCCAGUCUUCUCAGUAUUCACAAUGCAAAAGUAUUACAGCGAGUUCGUGGCUGGUGCCGUCCGUUCAAAGUUCUGUCCAUUCAAGUUAUGACCGAGGUAUAUCGAGUAGUAGACAUCACAGGCAUUCACCUUAUCCUCCAAGGUCCAUACCAAGUUCCCAAUCCUCACAAUCAAUUGGCGGAUACCCAUGCGACCUGCCAUCGGAAUCGACCUCCCCAGCAGGUCUCUGCUCGGUGGCUAGCUUCAGCUGGGGGGCCCAAAGCCCGCCCCCGCUCUUCAGCUCCUCCAUCUCGCCACCACCCCCGCUUGCCAUCAUCACGACGUCGCAGUCCCCCAUGACGUGCCCCUCGCCCGUCUCCAACUACUCCGGCUGGCACCCCUUCCCGCCGCCGCCGCCGCCCCCCGACCAGUACCCCCUCCACCACUACCAGCACGAGUACAUCCCCCUGCCGAUCAUCCACUCGGAGUACCACCACCCCCUCGUCGACGCCAACGAGCGGUGCAACCUCUUCGUGGACUACGAUCACGCUCGCAUGGCCCAGGUCAAGGAGGAGGAGGCCUACCGGGAGCAACUCUCGCCCCCCGCCCCUCCGCCCCAGAGGAGCCCAUUCGUCAUCGAUGCCUGGCCCCAGCUCACCACUGCACCUACGCACACCAACCUGUAGCGCUGCCAAGAAUCAUGACGAUAGAGAAAUGAUUCGGUAGUGCUGGUCACACACUGGGAAAGGAACUCUCUCGGAUCCAGAGUCCAGCGGGCUUAUAGUUGAAAUUGGUGGACGAAGUGAUAGACAAAGAAGACAAUAAAUAUAUGGAGGGAGCCUAUUGGUGGAAGCGAGUGGUUGCUAUGGACAAAGGCAGUAGGUAACAGACUUACUAUUAUAAUAGCAACCCACGAGAAACCCUAU